AUGGCAGACUUAUUCGGUAGUAGCAGCGGCAACAGUAACAAUCACCCCCAAAUCCCAAACACCAUCAAUCACAAUAGCAACGACAACCUGGGACAUCACCUCCGACCCGACAGACCACCGACAGCCGCACCCGCGACCACCACCAACAACAUCCAGUCCGACCUGUCUGCUCCCUCGGCCUCAGCCUCAGCCGGUCCCGGUCCCGGUGCUGCCACUGCCGUGACAGCAUCAGCCUCGUCCGUGUCUCCGAAGCCAACCAAGCGGUCCUCGACAACGACAUGCGUCACUUGUCGAGCCCGAAAGGUCCGUUGUGAUGGCCGCCGCGAAGUAUGCAGCAACUGCGACCGUCUUGGCUUCAACUGCACCUACGAGGAUCCCAACUCGGACCCCAAUGGCCUCUCAUCCGGUCCAUCCUUCCCCUUACCCCGACGUCGCGUACGUCAAGCUUGUGAGAGCUGUCACUCCCGCAAGGCCCGGUGCAGCGGCGACACCCCGGCCUGCCAAAGAUGUCGUAACCAGGGCAUCGAGUGUGUUUACCGGGCAUCCAAACGAGCUCGCCUGAGCAUCCAUCACGUUCCCCGUGUCGACCAAGUUGUAAGAUCACCGACGACAUCAUCCGCUGCCGCUGCCCGUGAGCAGCAGGUACGUCGGUCACAGUCUAGAGAUGAUGGCGCUCACGACUCCGAUGCCGGUGGGCCGGAAGUCAUGGCCUCCAACACCCCAAGUACUUUCAACCAGGAACUCUCGACGUCUGAUCCCCAAUUCGAGUCGCUCAUCAGUCGAGCACUCGACAAUUUCUUUCGUCAUGUUCAUCACAUCCCCAUGCUCUCAUUCCUACAUCGUGCUUCACUCAUGCAAAGGCACCACGCUGGUGGUCUGGACCGACCACUGCUGCUCGCUCUCAUCGGCAUCACGAGUAUGCUCACCGACCUGGGGCCAGGCACGAAAGAGUAUGGCGAGAAGUGUGUCGAUGAAUCCGAGGCAUUGAUUUUGAAAAGCUUGGAGAACCCCUCAACCAUCAAGGUUCAGACACUCGCCCUCAUAAUCAAGUACCGCAUCUUGACUCGGCGCUUCUCCAGCGCCUUUGUACUCGCCGCCACCGCUGCGAGAUUUGCCAUGGCACUGCGUCUUAACCACGAGAACAGCGACUUGUGCUUCUUGGCUCAGGAAUCAAGACGUCGCCUCAUGUGGGCGUUGUUCAUGAUCGACCAGGGCAUGGCCGGCGGAUACCGAGAUCUCACCUUAUGGUCUCCCGAGCUCAUCCACAUCCCGCUUCCAUGCAACGAGCGAGACUUUGAGUUCGAUCUCGCACCACCUUCGAUGCGCAGCUUGGUCCCUCAGCCCGACGAGUCCGAGAACGACGACAUCGGUAGCCUCGCACUUCACGUACGUAUCCUUUGGGUUCGCGGCAGGAUCUUGAAGUUUGCCAAAAGAGCGGCGGCCUGCUCCAACGACGAUGACCUGGCUCGCAUGCGUGAUCAGCUGCAAGCAUUUGCCAAGGAGCUCUCAGAGUUCGCCGAAAGAUUGCCCGUAUCUUUCCGGUGGUCCGAUAACAGCUUGCGACUGCGAGCGUACUCACCGCGACUCUGCGUAUUCAUCAUGAUUCACAUCUGGUGGCGUCAAUGCCAUUGUGAUCUGUACCGCUUAGGGCUCGUCGGACUACGAGACUCCCUUUCACGCACUGCCGCUGAACGGCUAGGACCCGACUUUAGCGCCCAAUGUCAACGGCAAUGCUUCGAACAUGCCCUGGAGAUGUCCAACAUGUUUACCUCCAUUAAGCAGUUGGACCACUACCCUGUAGCAGACUUGGAUAUGCCUGUCUGUGCUUAUCAGUGUGUCCGCAUGCUAUAUUAUAUCUAUCAUCUCAACGCGGAGGAGUAUGGUCUCACCCCUGACGUCCUCCGGAAGAAGGCUUCGAUCUGUCUUGACGUCACUAAGGGUUGUUGUUCCGGAACAGCAGCAAACGCAAUUCAAACCGAUCUACAGCGUCUCAUGGACCACGGUCUCUCAAUACAGGCCACGCCUAGCCGACUGGUCAGUGAAGAACCGCAUGACGAGAGAAACGGAAACGGACCGAAGCGCGUAUCGCGACUGGGCCGGGCGAAACAAGUGCAGCUCGUGGAUGAUCCGGACAGCGGUGCGCCCGCCGCCGACGAGCUCACCAAUCGGCCUUUUGGCAUCGGUGCCUGGGAAGACAUUCAAGUCGUCGAGUCGGACAAGCCGGACGAGGAGAUGUUGCCGGCGCCGCCGCCCGCUGGACCUGGCUCACUCGAGGUCAACAACGCUUUCGAGGGCGCGUUGGACAGCCUUGACUUUAACAUGGAGCCCAUGGGUCUAGAAUCCCUUGCUUGGUUCUCCAACGAGUGGUCUCAAGGAGACUUUCAGGACUUUCAAUGA
This is a messenger RNA of Colletotrichum siamense, 2397 nucleotides long. RefSeq lists its product as uncharacterized. Lineage: Eukaryota; Fungi; Ascomycota; Sordariomycetes; Glomerellales; Glomerellaceae. Gene Ontology annotation, biological process: DNA-templated transcription; regulation of DNA-templated transcription. The record is from RefSeq and is a predicted model, not a curated record. Gene Ontology annotation, cellular component: nucleus. Gene Ontology annotation, molecular function: DNA binding; DNA-binding transcription factor activity, RNA polymerase II-specific; zinc ion binding. The transcript has 3 exons. The coding region runs from base 1 to 2397 and encodes 798 amino acids.